This is a messenger RNA of Colletotrichum gloeosporioides, 1377 nucleotides long. RefSeq names its product putative flavin-containing monoamine oxidase A. The transcript has 3 exons. The coding region runs from base 1 to 1377 and encodes 458 amino acids. Gene Ontology annotation, molecular function: oxidoreductase activity. NCBI's taxonomy places the organism in Eukaryota, Fungi, Ascomycota, Sordariomycetes, Glomerellales, Glomerellaceae. The record is from RefSeq and is a predicted model, not a curated record.
AUGUUCGACGUCGUCGUUGUUGGUGCCGGCCUGAGCGGUCUUCAGGCUGCCUACUCUGCGCAGCAAGCAGGACUAUCUGUCGUCGUUGUCGAGGCGAGAAAUCGCGUUGGCGGAAAGACCUGGAGCGUGCCUUUGGCAUCUGGCAGAGGAUAUGCUGACCUUGGAGCUGCCUGGGUCAAUGAAAACACUCAACCACGUAUUACCAAGUACAUCCGAAAGUUUAAUCUUCCCAUGGUUGCACAGCGACUAGUCGGGAAAGCAGUCAUGCAAGUGUCCGAGAACGAGAGGAUCGAGUUUCCAUUUGGCAUCACACCCGAGUUCACUCCCGAAGAAAAGAAGAAUCUGGAGUUCGUUCGAGACCACAUCCAAGCCGAGUCGCUGAAGGGAGAGACUCCCAAAAGAGACGAUGACAGCGUGUCUUUGGAUCAAUACGUGAGAAAUCUAGGUGCACUUCCCAAGACUAUCGCCAUGAUCAAUCUUUGGGCGAAAGUCAUGCAUGGUGUAGAGUCUACGGAGGAGUCUGCUGCUUGGUUCAUCGACUACUGUCGUCGGAACAGAGGCCUCUUCUCGAUUCGUGCAGAUGACAAAACUGGUGGAAACUACCAGCGCUUGCACAAAGGCACGCAGCAAAUCGCAAAUGGCAUUGCCGACCUGAUAGGGCACAGCAACAUUCAUCUUUCCGCGCCCGUUGUGUCGAUCGAAAAUACAUCGGCUCAUGUCACCGUGAUCACUACCAACGGCCAACGUUUCGUCGGAAGAAAGGCCAUUGUAUCCGUUCCAAGCACCAUGAUGCGUGACCUGAACAUCUUUCCACCCUUGCCUUCAAGACUCCGUGAAGUCAACGAUUCUUCAAGGCUUGGUCACUACAACAAGGCUAUUCUAUGCUACGACAAGCCAUGGUGGAGGGACCUUGGAUACAACGGUUUCUUCAUGAGCUACACUGGCCCAAUCACUUUGGCUCGCGACACCAGUGUCGAUGAGACGGGAUUCUACUCGCUGACUUGCUUUGUCAACGGCAAGUUUGGUGAAGAAUGGUCUAAGCUUCACCCCCACGAGCGUCGUAACGUGGUCUUAAAGCAAGUUGCGAAGGCUUUCAACGUUGGACAAGAUUCGGAAGUCUUCCGUCCGAUUGAAAUCUUCGACCAAAUCUGGAAGCAUGAGCAAUAUAGCAAGGGGGCGCUGGCUCCGAUUCAGGAGAUUGGACACUACACGGAGUAUGCUGAUGUCUACGGCAAGCCCGUUGGCAAUCUUCAUUUCGUGGGUACUGAAUACUCUACAGAAUGGAAGGGGUACAUGGAGGGGGCAUUGUGUUCUGGGGAGCAGGGUGCGAAGGAGGUGGUUGACGCUGUUCAGCGUACUACGCGAGCGAAUCUGUAA